Messenger RNA from Pipistrellus nathusii (Nathusius's pipistrelle), 1521 nucleotides. The record is from the annotation of a GenBank genome assembly. NCBI's taxonomy places the organism in Eukaryota, Metazoa, Chordata, Mammalia, Chiroptera, Vespertilionidae.
AUGACCGCCCUCCGCCCUCUGCUCCUCCUCGUCUUCCUCCUCGCCGGGCGGGGUUCCAGGGCCGCGCCAUCGGCCUCACCAGCGACGAGCUCCGACUUCCCGGGGAUGGGCCUCCCCUCGGACCCCGUCCUUCCUCCUUCGGCAAACGCCCCUCUCCACCCGCCUCCCCCGGAAUCCGGGGCAGCGGCUCCCGAGCCCUCCAGGGCGCCUCCUCCCGGUUCCCCCGAGUCCUCUCCCCUUAACGUCACUGACCCCCCCAACCCUGACCUCCAAGACCCCGCACACCCAGAGCCUCCGGAGGCCCCCAAGCCCAACUCCCUCAACACCCCCACGUCAGAAGCCCCGGAGAACCCCGAAAUCAGCCCCUCCCAAAUGACCCAUCCGGAAGCGUCCCCCACGCCUGGCCUGCCUGAGAUCCCACACCCGGAACCCCCUGAGGCCCCCACAACCUCACACCCAGAGUUUCCUGGGACCCUGAACCCUGACCCUCCCCAAAUGCCACCCCAGGAAUCCCCAGGGGCUCCCAAGCUUAAAGCCACUGAAAUCCCACAGGCAGAGGCCUCGGACCCUGACCCCACCGGAACCCUCCACCCCGAAACUCCAAAAGCCCGUGAGCCCAACACCACUGAGACCCCGAACACUGAAUUCCCUCAGACCCUGCACCCCAACCCUACUGAUUCCCCCGACCCAGAAUCCCAUGCGACCCACCACCUCGGCCCCACUGACAUUCCCCCGUCAAAACUCCCCACGGCCCACUCCCAAGAUGCCGCAGAGAUGGCCAGGGACUCAGGCCCUGAGACCUCCCCCCGUCUUCACCCAGACACGCCCGCACCCUCCGGGGACCAAGCUACUGCCCCGCACGGGCCGCCCCUGGACCCUGAGCCAGAACCCCCUUCGGCCAUCCAGCCCAGCUCCCUUACACUGCCCACCUCCGAGGCUCCUGGGACUGCCGAGCCCAAGGCCCCCCGGAACUCUAGCCCUAAAGGGCCAGAUGCCGCUCUCCCCUCCCCCCGGACCCCGGACCCCCCUGCUCCUCCAGGGCCCCCCAGUCAGCCGGCCCCUGCCACUCUGCGGGCCCCCCAGCGGCGCAACCGAGGUGAGAGAGUCAACACUAUCAUCCUGGUGGAACGUGUGAAGGAGACCGGCGUGACCCUGGUGGGCCGCCCCCGGGGCGGGGCGGGAGGGGCCCUGUGCCUCUUCUUCGCCGGGACGGGCCUGCUGAUCGGCAUUUUCCUGCUGCUGUGGUGUCUCUACCGCCGGGCGGCCCGGCACCGGCCCUUCGCACACCACCGGCUUCCAAAUGACGGCGAUGAGUCUGCCCUGCACUUGGACGCCCCCAAGGAGCCGUACGACCUCUACUUCUACGCGCCGGAGGCCUGGAUCCCUUCGCACAUCUCCACCACCAAGCAGCCGCCGCCCACCCCUCCGCUGCCGCCCAAGCUGCCCCCGCCGCCGCGCGGGGGCCGCCCGCAGCGCCUGGAGCCGCUCUCCCCCGCCUCGCUCCCCGACAACUUCGUGUGA